AUACAAUACACAUAACUUUCACUUUUUGCUGCGCUGUGAACUUGUGAAGCCGAAGCUAGAGUUCUCUGAGGAUUUCGCGUCUACGUUUUAUCAUAUGGUCACCGCGCGAACCGAUGACGUGGUGACUUUUACCAUAAAUAAACUCGGCUAACAAAUAAUGGUGUGUAAUUUAAAGUUCUAACUGUUCUACACAAAAGCUCUACGAUGGGAAUGGAAAGAAAUGUCUCGGGGACAAAAUCAGAGUAUCUAUACUCCCCUGAGCUUCUGCAGAGGUUGGACUUCAGUAAAAGUCCCGCCACAUUCAACCCAAAAAUAAGUGCAGUACAGCCGGGUGAGGACUGGAUGGUUGUGAGGCCCCUGCAGCGGUCAGAUUACGACAAAGGAUUCCUGCAGCUGCUCAGCCAACUUACAAGCGUUGGGAAUGUCACACAACAACAGUUUGAUGACCGCUUCACGCAAAUGAAGCAAUCGGGCGGUUACUACGUGACCGUCAUAGAGGACACACGCAUCAAGAAGUUGAUCGGCGCCGCCACGCUCACCGUGGAGCAGAAGUUCAUUCACAACUGCUCUUUGCGUGGGCGACUAGAGGAUGUAGUGGUCAAUGAUACGUACAGAGGAAAGCAGUUGGGAAAAUUGAUCGUAGUGACAGUGUCCCUCCUAGCGCAAGAGGUCGGCUGCUACAAGAUGUCCCUGGACUGCAAGGACAAGCUCAUCAAGUUCUACGAGACCCUCGGCUACAAGAUGGAGCCAGGCAACUCUAACGCUAUGAACAUGAGGUUCGAGGAUCCCUCCUGACAAUUAGCCGCCGGGACGUCUGACCUGCGCUCUAAACUGUAAGUCCCGCGCGCCGAGCAGUCUUCGCAACCCCACGUCAUUACCCCACAGCACUACGCCAUAGCACUCCGCGUUCUCUACAUACGCAUAAUACGCACGCGACUUAAUAAGUUACCAGUAUAUCUACUGUCGAAUAAAGGGCAAACUAUUUCUGACAAAUGAAUGAAGAAUGUUUAAAUAAAAUUCAGAAAAGUGUAUACUGAUCGAUGAAUUGACAACAUUUCAAAAUUUUCAAUAUCCCUUAAUCGAAAACCAUUUCGAGAGGGGCUCCUGUAGAUUACAAAAAAAUUUUUUUUAUAUAUUUUUUACGAAUUUUUGUAUUCAAAAUCUCUAAAAAUAGUUAAAACGGAAAUUGACGUCACCCAGCUCCUUCAGUUCUGCCACUACAAGCAAAAAAAUGACUUCCGAUUGGGUUGACAUUUUCAUUGUCAUUGAAAACGGGAUGAAAACCAUCGUUUGACUUGAGUUUUGACGUUUGUGACACUUGUUAAUUAGUGAUUUUAUUUUUAACGUUUGAGGUUAUGUCACUCGCACUGUUGUCUAUGCUCAAACGUAAAUUAAUUCAACGUUUUUUCCAGUGUAUGAAACAGAUCCGUGACGUCACGAUUCUCACAAAUGACGUUUGUUACAUACGCCCUUUUGUUUCAAGUAACAAUAUAAAUAGAUUUUAUGACCAAAAUAUAGGACUUACGC
Cydia pomonella (codling moth) is the source of this 1527-nucleotide messenger RNA. It is a transcript of the gene Gnpnat, whose product is annotated as probable glucosamine 6-phosphate N-acetyltransferase. Gene Ontology annotation, biological process: UDP-N-acetylglucosamine biosynthetic process. The transcript is spliced from 6 exons. The coding region runs from base 205 to 795 and encodes 196 amino acids. The record is from RefSeq and is a predicted model, not a curated record. NCBI's taxonomy places the organism in Eukaryota, Metazoa, Arthropoda, Insecta, Lepidoptera, Tortricidae. Gene Ontology annotation, cellular component: Golgi apparatus; endoplasmic reticulum; endoplasmic reticulum-Golgi intermediate compartment. Gene Ontology annotation, molecular function: glucosamine 6-phosphate N-acetyltransferase activity; monosaccharide binding.